This is a messenger RNA of Dicrocoelium dendriticum, 649 nucleotides long. The record is from the annotation of a GenBank genome assembly. NCBI's taxonomy places the organism in Eukaryota, Metazoa, Platyhelminthes, Trematoda, Plagiorchiida, Dicrocoeliidae.
CGGUUCUGGUCAAAGCGUCUUUGGCGCUUACUGGUAAUUUUUCCAGUUUUUCCCAGUUUUAACCCCGUUUUGCACCCAGUUUUUUGCCUUUUUAUUGUGGUCGUUUAACUAUUGCAUACGUGUUAUAAUCACUCUGUUUUCCACUAUGUCGGUCUCGCAAUGCACCGAGGCUGUUGUUCCUGAUGGCUCGGAUUCUGAGGUUAUCGCACUUUGUGGCGGACCAAGCUGCAAUGUACCAGUAACUGACGAUUCAGGCGGUAUGCAAUGCGAUGUCUGCAACCGAUGGUACCAUCAGCUUUGUACGGAGCUAAAUACCGAGCAGUACGCAGCGCUGGCCUCUAGCGAAAAGUUGCUGUUCCGUUGUGCCAAUUGCUGCAGCCGCCGGCAAGGCCGCACAGCCUUUCGUACGAGAGAUGAAUCUCUUGAUACCCGGCUGCGAAAUGUAGAGCGUUCGUUCUCGAUGCUCUCUGAUCUUCGCUCUAAGAUUGAUCUGCUUAUGACGACGCUUCCGGUCUCCAACAAAGCAGAUUUGAUCGCUUACACUGAUGAUCAGCUUGUGGCACCUAUCAUUAUGUCACCGGUCCAGAUGGCUACCGACCACAAAAAUGAAGCAGCUUCGGACGUCGUAUCUAUACCUACGCUGAUCGAU